Molecule: messenger RNA, 3619 nt
Organism: Otolemur garnettii (small-eared galago)
Lineage: Eukaryota; Metazoa; Chordata; Mammalia; Primates; Galagidae
Gene: IKBKB
Product: inhibitor of nuclear factor kappa B kinase subunit beta
Exons: 22
Coding region: 188-2467 (759 amino acids)
Biological process (GO): positive regulation of transcription by RNA polymerase II; peptidyl-serine phosphorylation; tumor necrosis factor-mediated signaling pathway
Cellular component (GO): IkappaB kinase complex; cytoplasm
Molecular function (GO): ATP binding; protein binding; IkappaB kinase activity
Source: RefSeq, a predicted model, not a curated record
GUGACGUCAGAGCAGGAAGUGUUUGAGGAAGUCGUGCGGGGCUGACUGGUUCGAGGUCCCCCAAUUUUAAUGUGGUCAGGGGGGUGUCACAGCCCCCCGUCCUGCCGCCCCAGCCCCCGCUUCCCCCACCCCGGGGAGCCCGACUCCCGCCCCGCGUCCCCGCCGACAGAGUUAGCACGGCAUCAGUAUGAGCUGGUCACCUUCCCUGCCAACCCAGACAUGUGGGCCGUGGGAAAUGAAAGAACGACUUGGGACAGGAGGAUUUGGAAACGUCAUCCGAUGGCACAAUCAGGAAACAGGGGAGCAGAUUGCCAUUAAGCAGUGCCGGCAGGAGCUCAGCCCCCGGAACCGUGAGCGCUGGUGCCUGGAGAUCCAGAUCAUGAGGAGGCUGAACCACCCCAAUGUGGUAGCUGCCCGGGAUGUCCCCGAGGGGAUGCAGAACUUGGCCCCCAAUGACUUGCCCCUGCUGGCCAUGGAGUACUGCCAAGGAGGGGACCUCCGAAAGUACCUGAACCAGUUUGAGAACUGCUGCGGCCUCCGGGAAGGCGCCAUCCUCACCCUGCUGAGCGACAUUGCCUCUGCACUUAGAUACCUUCAUGAAAACAGAAUCAUCCAUCGGGACCUGAAGCCAGAAAACAUCGUUCUGCAGCAAGGAGAGCAAAGAUUAAUACACAAAAUUAUUGACCUAGGAUAUGCCAAGGAGCUGGAUCAGGGCAGUCUCUGUACUUCCUUUGUGGGGACCCUGCAAUACCUGGCCCCAGAGCUGCUGGAGCAGCAGAAGUACACGGUGACUGUCGACUACUGGAGUUUCGGCACCCUGGCCUUUGAGUGCAUCACUGGCUUCCGCCCCUUCCUCCCCAACUGGCAGCCUGUGCAGUGGCACUCGAAGGUCCGGCAGAAGAGUGAGAUGGACAUUGUCGUCAGUGAAGACUUGAACGGAGCGGUGAAGUUUUCAAGCUCCCUGCCCUACCCCAACAACCUUAACAGUGUCCUGGCACAGCGGCUGGAGAAGUGGCUGCAGCUGAUGCUGAUGUGGCAACCCCGACAGCGGGGCACAGACCCCACGUACGGGCCCAACGGCUGCUUCAAGGCCCUGGAUGACAUCUUAAACCUGAAGUUGGUUCACAUCUUGAACAUGGUCACGGGCACCAUUCACACCUACCCAGUGACAGAAGAUGAAAGUCUGCAGAGCUUAAAGGCCAGAAUCGAGCAGGACACGGGGAUCCCAGAGAAGGACCAGGAGCUGCUGCAGGAAGCGGGUCUGGCGCUGAUCCCAGACAAGCCGGCCACACAGUGCAUUUCAGACAGCAAGUUAAAUGAGGGCCGCACACUGGACAUGGAUCUUGUUUUUCUCUUCGACAACAGUAAAAUCACCUAUGAGACUCAGAUCUCCCCACGGCCCCAGCCUGAAAGCGUCAGCUGUAUCCUUCAAGAGCCCAAGAGGAAUCUCCCUUUCUUCCAGCUGAGGAAGGUGUGGGGCCAGGUCUGGCACAGCGUCCAGGCCCUGAAGGAGGACUGCAACCGGCUGCAGCAGGGACAGCGUGCGGCCAUGAUGAAUCUGCUCCGGAACAACAGCUGCCUGUCCAAGAUGAAGAACUCCAUGGCCUCCAUGUCGCAGCAGCUCAAGGCCAAGCUGGAUUUCUUUAAAACCAGCAUCCAGAUUGACCUGGAGAAGUACAGUGAGCAGACUGAGUUUGGGAUCACCUCAGAUAAACUGCUGCUGGCCUGGAGAGAAAUGGAGCAGGCCGUGGAGCUCUGUGGGCGAGAGGAUGACGUGAAGCAGCUGGUGGAGCGGAUGAUGGCGCUGCAGACUGACAUCGUGGACCUGCAGCGCAGCCCCAUGGGCCGGAAGCCGGGGGGCACGCUGGACGACCUAGAAGAGCAAGCAAGAGAGCUUUACCGGAGACUCAGGGAAAAGCCGAGAGACCAGCGAACCGAUGGUGACAGUCAGGAAAUGGUGCGGCUGCUGCUUCAGGCCAUUCAAGGCUUUGAAAAGAAAGUGCGAGUGAUCUACACGCAGCUCAGUAAAACCGUGGUUUGCAAGCAGAAGGCCCUGGAGUUGCUGCCCAAGGUGGAGGAGGUGGUGAGCUUGAUGAACGAGGAUGAGAAGACGGUUGUUCGGCUCCAGGAGAAGCGGCAGAAGGAACUCUGGAAUCUCCUGAAGAUCGCCUGUAGCAAGGUCCGAGGUCCUGUCAGUGGCAGCCCAGAUAGCAUGAACGCUUCUCGACUGAGCCACCCCAGUCAGCUGAUGUCUCAGCCUUCUGCAGCCCCCGACACCCCGGACAGUUUUCCUGAGUCAGCCAAGAAAAGUGAGGAGCUGGUGGCUGAAGCUCACACCCUCUGCACCCAGCUAGAGAGUGCCGUGCAGGACACCGUGAGAGGGCAGGACCAGAGUUUCAUGACCCUCGACUGGAGCUGGUUACAGACGGAGGACGAGGAGCAGAGCGGUGGGGAGCAGGCGGCGUGAUGAGGGCGGUCUUGACCCUUGACGCGGGGCUCACAGUGAUGCCUUCUGCAGUGAUUCCUCACGGACUUGGGCAUCCAAACAGAGCCCUCACUUCUCCAGCCUCUGUGACCUUCACCCUAAGCCCAGGGCGUGGCCCUCAGCAGCCACCACGUAGUCUACACGCUGGGAAUCUCCAUCACAGGCCCAGUGCAUGGUGAUGCCGGUCGCGAGAGCUCAGGGAGCAGCCACAGAGCUGCUUCCUCCAUUGUGACAAAGUGCUUGAUGUGCGAUUUGCCACAGAGAAGGCUGGGCAGAUACCUGACUCAGGUGCUGAGGACAGAGUCUAUAUAGCACUUGAUGCCAGCCCAUCCUCUCUAAUCUCCAGAGGCCCCAGCCACCCCACCACCCUCACCAUGCAGCUGUGUUCAGAGUCUUGGCCUGGCCCCAUCCUCUCUCCCUCUUUUCACGGCUACAAGUUGACUGUCAAGCUGCCCCAUCUGCUGUCCUUUCAGCCACAGUGACUCACUGUAGCCUGGAUAGAAGAGCAGCUACCUCCUUUUUAGUCCCAAAGAUUAUCUGCAGUGAGUUGUCAUGUAGAAGGCAGCAGGAAGGAAAGGGGUCUGCAGAGACUGGCCGCUGACCACUGUGCUCAUCUCCGUUCUUACCCAGACGCACCCACUAGGGGGGAUGGGGUGUCCUGUCUCUCCCUCAUCUAGCAGUGUUAGUAAACGGAUUUAUUUUUUAAACAGUUUCUGUAUUUUGUUAACAAAAUGAUUCCAACACUUAUACCAGGUUCCCCUGUCCACUUAAUUUGCCAUCCCUACAGUUAGGACUUCCAAACUAAAGUCGUGGAAAUUUUUAUAAAAUUCAAAAGUGCCUGGGUCAUUAGCAGCGCAGUGCUGCUUCAACAUUUUGCACAACUUCUGUUCUCUAUAAAAGCACGAGUGAAAAGGGAGUUUGGAAGAUCACACACGGACGAGCUUGGUUGGGAAAGAAAGUUGGAACAGGGGAAGCUCACCAGGUGGUUUCCGUGGAGAUGGUGUGACAUGUUCUGUGGUCAAGUAUGAUUAAGAAACAUUCGUGUUUUAAUUGCUUUUUGGAAAUCUGCCUUGUACUCCGGUAAAAUACCUGAAAAGUCUCAUAAUAAAGAAACUGACUUAAACUUUGUCUAAA